Messenger RNA from Sungouiella intermedia, 4290 nucleotides. Lineage: Eukaryota; Fungi; Ascomycota; Pichiomycetes; Serinales; Metschnikowiaceae. The record is from the annotation of a GenBank genome assembly.
AUGUCCAAACCAUUUGAAGAGGACGAGAUCCGUACUUCACAUCAAGAUGACGACAAUCUGUCAGAAGACGGCGACGAUGUCAUGGACGACUCUUCGGACGAAGAUGAUGACGACAACGACGAGGAGGAGAUGCGCAAGGUGCGUGAAGGUUUCAUUGUGGACGAUGACGAGGAGGAGGAUGAUGUCACGAGGAAGAAGCGCAGCAAAAAACAUCGCAGAAAGCGGGAAAGAGAGGCUGUCAAGGAGACGGCCGAUGACGCUUUGGACGAAGACGACUUGGAGCUCUUAAGAGAGAAUUCCGGCGCUGCUCCAAGACGGGCCGCUAGCAAUAAGUUCAAAAGACUCAAAAGAGCGCUGCCUGCUGACGAAGAUGAGGAGGAGAGACCUAAGAGCAGAGCAGAUGGCUUGACGGACUUCUUCUCAGACAACGACGAGCAGGAAGACGAGGACACGGGCGCUGGACGUGUGGACGACGAAAGAAAUGUGUUGGAUGAAUUUGAAGACUUCAUUGAGGAAGAUGAAUUUUCUGAUGAGGAGGAGGCCAGAGCACACAAGGCCCAACAGAAACGGGAAAGAGCCAAGCAUACUGGUCCCAAGUUGGACACAUCCAAGUUGCUGAGUUUCGACAGGGAGAGUUUGCAACAGCUUUUUGAGGUUUUUGGCAAUGGUGCUGAGUACGAAUGGGCAUUGGAGGCUCAGGAAAUCGAAGAUGAGGGAAACAAUGACCAAGAGCCUACAGCCUUAGAUGAGGUGUUUGAGCACGCCGAAUUGAAGGACAGAAUGCUCACAGAAGAAGAUAACUUGAUCCGUAUCAUCGACGUACCCGAACGGUUCCAGAAAUACAGAGCUAAUUUGAAUUAUAUGGACUUGGAUGCCGUGGAGUUGCAGAAAGAGAAGCAGUGGAUAAGCAAGAUUUUGUUUGCCGAAAAGCAGAAUCUCUUCGAUGGACCCUUGAAGGGACCAUUUGUCGAGGCAGUCGGUAAGGUGGUUGAGUUCAUCUCCAAGGAAAAUUGGGAGGUGCCAUUUAUUUGGGCUCACAGGAGAGACUUCUUAAUUUACACAGAGGAAGUACCCAACCCAGACGGUACCGUCAGAAAUAAUGUGCACAAGUUGUUGUUUGAAGACGAUUUGUGGAGAAUUGUCCAGCUCGACAUUGAGUACCACUCUCUCUACGAAAAGAGACUUAAUGCGGAGAAACUCGUUUCGCAAUUGCUGCUUGAUGACGACUUGGUUCGUGAUAUCGAAACCUUGGACUCCAUGGUGUCCAUCCAGGACUUACAGGAUUACGUGAAUUUCACCUACUCGUCCUUGAUACGUAAACUAGACGUUGAGAAGGAUGAAUCUGCCGCAGAUGAAGAUGAAGAGAAGAGGCUGUCCAAGAAACACUCCAAGUAUGCUGUCUUCGAGAGAAUUAGAGAGAAUGUUUUGUACGACGCCGUCAAGGGCUUCGGUAUCUCUGCCAAGGAGUUUGGUGAAAACGUCCAGGACCAGUCCACUAAGAACUACGAAGUUCCUUAUAGAAUUCAUGCUACUGAUGAUCCUUUCGAGUCGCCUGAGGACAUGAUUGGACGUUUGGUGGAGGAUGACGAAAUUCUUUUUAAGGACCCUAAGAACGCUAUCAGCGCCAUGAGAAAGACAUUUGCAGAGGAGAUUUUCCAUAACCCUAAGAUCAGACACGAAGUCAGACAGGUGUUCAAGAACUUUGCUUCUAUUGGUGUUACUUUGACCGAAAAGGGUCGAAGCUCCAUUGACAACCAUAGCCCAUACGCUGAUAUCAAGUAUGCCAUCAACAGAACCGCCGCAGACUUGGUCAGCAAACCUGAUGUGUUUUUGCGUAUGUUGGAGGCCGAAGCUAACGGUCUAGUUGUUGUCAAAGUAACAAGUAGCGACUACGAUAGUUGGUUCCAGUCGAUCUUCAAUUGUUUGAAAUCCGAUGGUACUUCUGAGAUUUCUGAGUUAUGGAACAAAGAGAGAGAAAGUGCAUUGUCUAUGGCAUUUAAGAGAUUGACUGCCAUGGUUUCACUUAAUACCAAAGAGGACUUACGUCGUGAAUGUGAGCGUUUAAUCGCAUAUGAGCUCAGAACUAGAUUCUUGUCAAAAAUCGACCAGGCCCCAUUCACACCUUUUGGCUACGACAAGGGUACCAAGCCUAACGUUUUGGCAUUGUCCUUCGGUAAGGGUGACUAUGAUAGUGCAGUUGUGGGUGUUUUUGUCAGAGACACCGGUAAGAUCGAUGAAUUCUUCAAGUCCGAUAAUAAUCCUUCGAGCAGAGAUAGCGAGGAGAAGUUCCUCGGCCAAUUAAGGGAAUUCUAUGACAGAAACCUUCGUUAUCACAAGCCAGAUGUUAUUGUCAUUUCUGGUUACAGCGCCAACUCCAAGAGGCUCUUUGAUAUCGUCAAGAACUUCAUCGCCAAGAACAAUAUAGUGGCCAACACCGAAGACUUGGCAGAUGCUGCUACUCCACCAUUGGUUCCAGUGAUUUGGGGCCAGGAUGAAACUGCCAGAUUGUACCAAAACUCGGAGAGAGCAUUGAUUGAGCUUUCUGAUAAGCCAACCUUGGUGAAGUACUGUGUGGGAUUGGCACGUUAUGUUCAAAGCCCAUUGUUAGAAUAUAUCUCCUUGCAAGACGACAUUAUGUCUUUGACCUUUUACGAUCAUCAGAAGUUGAUUUCAAAUGACGCUAUCAAGGAUGUCUAUGAAACUGUCUUCGUGGAUAUUGUGAACAUGGUUGGAGUGGAAAUCAACGACGCUCUUCGUGAUCCAUACCAUGCUCAGCUCUUACCAUAUGUGGCAGGUCUUGGACCAAGAAAGGCUUCUGGUUUGCUUAGAAACAUCAGCGCUAAGUUGGGCACCUUGGCUACCAGAAGCGACUUGAUUGAAAAUGAACUUUCCACUGCAAAUAUCUUCUUCAAUUGUUCAUCGUUCUUGAAUAUUCCAUAUGAGGAAGGUGUUUCUGUCAGAGAUAAUAACGUUGAGUUGUUGGAUGCCACUAGAAUUCAUCCCGAGGAUUACAGUUUGGCUCGUAAAAUGGCUGCUGACGCCCUUGAUUUGGAUGAGGAAGAUAUGGCCCAUGUCGAGGAGCAAGGUGGUAUCAUUUACCAGUUGAUGCAAGAGGGUGUCAGUAAGGUGGAUGAUUUGAACUUGACCGCCUUUGGAAAGGAGUUGGAGUCUAAGUUCGGCAAGAAGAAGUACGCCACUCUUCAGAGUAUCAAGGAGGAACUUGUCAACAACUUCGAGGAGCUUAGACGCUCAUACCACUUGCUCGACAGUGCCGAGGUUUUCCGCAUGUUGACUGGAGAAACCGUCGAAAGCUUUGCAAGAGGUACAAUCGUGCCAGUCACUAUCAACAGAGUUGGACGUAACUAUCGUGACGAGAACUCAAAGAUCAAAUUCUUGCGUGUGUCCACUUCCUCGCUCAUUUCAGGUACCGUAGAGGAAGGGUACAUUUUGCGUGGAUCUGAUUUUGAUCAAGGUGGUGUUGUCCAAGCAGUCGUUCUAGACGUCAACUAUGACUCCUUCAGUGCUUCUUUCAGCACGUUACCAGACGACAUCAAGAGAAGUUCUGUAUCCAAGGUAUUUAAAGAGCCAACGAAAUGGGAUUUCGAAGCUGAAGAAGCUGACAAACAAAAGGAAAGGGCAAAGGAGAACGCAAAGCUUGCCAGAACCAGAAACAUUCAGCAUCCCUUAUUCCACAACUUCAAUCACAAGCAGGCCGAAGAAUUUUUGGCUCCUCAAAGUGUCGGAGACUGUGUCUUGCGACCAUCUUCUAGGGGACCUAACUACUUGACCGUCACUUGGAAGGUUGCCAAUAACUUGUUCCAACAUCUCAGCAUCGAAGAAGUGAACACCAACGCGGGAACCGAGUACAUCGUUGACCGUAAGAGAUACUCUGAUUUAGACCAGAUGAUUUUCCAGCAUGUUCAGGCUAUUGCUAAGCAUGUGAACGAGAUGUGCCGCCAUCCAAAGUUCCGUGAAGGUGCACUUGCAGAGGUUAACGAUUGGCUCGAGUCUUACACUAGAGCGAACCCGAAGAAUAGUGCUUACGUUUUCUGUUACGACCACAAGGCACCUGGAUGGUUCUUGCUUUUAUUCAAAGUGAAUGUGAACACACCGGUCACUACGUGGCACGUGAAGACCGAAUGUAACGGCUUUGUCUUGAAGGGCUUCUCGUAUCCAAACAUGAUGCGUUUAUGUAAUGGAUUCAAGCAAACUUUCAAGUCGCUUGUCAACGAUAAGUCGCGGUCAACCAGACCAGGUCAGCCAUCCAACUACGGUGGAUACGGGUACUAA